Phragmites australis (common reed) is the source of this 1338-nucleotide messenger RNA. Its product is annotated as NAC domain-containing protein 21/22-like. Gene Ontology annotation, biological process: regulation of DNA-templated transcription. NCBI's taxonomy places the organism in Eukaryota, Viridiplantae, Streptophyta, Magnoliopsida, Poales, Poaceae. Gene Ontology annotation, molecular function: DNA binding. The transcript is spliced from 3 exons. Bases 155 to 1048 code for a protein of 297 amino acids. The record is from RefSeq and is a predicted model, not a curated record.
UGCUCCUCUCUCUCUCUAGCUGAGCAUCCACAGAAGUUGACCAGCGGUGUGGUGCUCCUAUUAUAUAAUACCCUCCUUUCUUUGCGCUCCUACUCCUUAAUUUCUCUAGACCUGCAAUUGCAGCAAGGACUGGUUCUUGAGAGCUGCGGUGGCCAUGAAUUCGCUGAGCAUGGUGGAGGCGAGGCUGCCUCCGGGGUUCAGGUUCCAUCCGCGCGACGACGAGCUUGUGCUGGACUACCUGGCCAAGAAGCUCGGCGGCGGCAGAGGCGGAGGCGCGGUGGUGAGCAUCUAUGGCUGCCCGACGAUGGUCGACGUCGAUCUGAACAAGUGCGAGCCCUGGGACCUUCCUGAUAUUGCGUGCAUUGGUGGAAAAGAGUGGUACUUCUACAGCCUUAGGGAUAGAAAGUAUGCCACCGGACAGCGAACAAAUAGAGCGACUGAAUCAGGCUAUUGGAAGGCCACCGGGAAAGACCGUACAAUAAGCCGGAAAGGGUUACUCGUUGGUAUGCGCAAAACCCUUGUGUUUUACAAAGGUAGAGCCCCAAAGGGAAACAAGACUGAGUGGGUUAUGCAUGAAUUCCGCAUGGAAGGACAAGGUGAUCCCAUGAAGUUACCUUUCAAGGAGGACUGGGUCUUGUGUAGGGUUUUCUACAAGAGUAGGGCAACAAUUACCAAGCCACCCACAGAGAGUAGCAGCUACGAUAUUGACACAGCCACAACUUCUUUGCCUCCCCUAAUCGACAAUUACAAUAUUUCCUUUGAUCAGCCUGGUUCAGUGCAAAACCUAGAGGGUUAUGAGCAAGUGCCCUGCUUCUCCAAUAAUCCCUCUCAGCCAUCGUCAUCGAUGAACGCUCCUCCGCUGUCGUCAGCCAUGGUUGAUCAGGAGCAACAUAUGGGGAAGUCAAUCAAGGAUGUGCUGAUGAGCCAGUUCAGCAGGUUCGAAGGCAACGUGAAGAGGGAGGCACCUCAAAGUAAUUAUUUUUCUCAAGAUGGAUUUGAGUAUUUAGCUGAGAGUGGAUUCACACAGAUGUGGAACUCGUUCAGUUAAUGAUUUUCCAGGAAGAUUAUUGCAAAGGAGGAUAAUAUGGAGUAAAGAGGAUUUGGGUGUGUGUGCCUGUGUGCUAUUGCAUGUAGCUGUAGUACAUAUAGUACUACCAUUUCAGUUCACAAUUGUCAAAAAGAAAGGGAGAUGAUCAAAAAAGAUGAAGACACACACACAUAUGUAUAUAUGGCAUCAAUGAUGUAAAUAUAUUAUUUGUGUACUAUGGACAAGAUGAAAACAAUCAGUGCCUGAUGCUAGAACCACAUAUAUAUAGUAGGGAGAAUAGAAUUUUCUUA